Messenger RNA from Lodderomyces beijingensis, 9798 nucleotides. NCBI's taxonomy places the organism in Eukaryota, Fungi, Ascomycota, Pichiomycetes, Serinales, Debaryomycetaceae. The record is from the annotation of a GenBank genome assembly.
AUGGAAAUGACACAGCCAGUUCAAAAUUUGCUCAAGGAUCUAACGCUGGCAUCCGAGUCAGAGUUUCCCGAGAAGCUAAUGGCAAAUCUCGUUUGGAACAGAGCAAGAGGCGACCUCAUCCAUUGGAUCCCUGUCCUCAACCGAAUCGAUGAGAUCUUGGCGAAAUACAUCAUGGAGCACGACUUGGAAGACGAAUACCCAAAGUUGCGGUUAAUACCUGCACGCGAAGUUUACGUCAUCACAGCUUGUCUCUCCUUUACCAAGACCUUGUUGAAAAACUGCGCCGACCAUCUGAUUUACUCGAGCGCGGAGAGAAUUUAUGCAUUAAUCAAUACCCCUACCGUGGAUGUGAGGCUAAAGGCCUUGGAAGUUGCAGUUUUACUUGGCGAAAGGCUCACCUACAAUACAACCCCGAAAUUGUCUCCUUCUAAAGCAACCAAAACCAAAGUGUUGCAGCUUGCAAAGUCGUAUCCUCCAUUGGUGCCAAGCGACUGCGAGGAGAGGCGAGUAGAGGAGGAACGGAGCAAAGACACCAACGAUAGGGUGAGCAUAGUUGGAGACCACUACAACUUUGUCGAUACCUUGAAUCCACACAAGGCGAUACCCAAGAAAUGGAAGAGCAUCAAUUUCCAAUACUACAAAUCAGCAUUAUCGUACCAAAAGGACACUGAGUCGUCGCCACAGAAGCCGCAGGAUGCAAAGUUCGACAAGGUUGUCGUUGAAGGGAUGCAAACGUUUGCUAUCCCUGAAGAGUCGGUGGCAAAGAUGUCGUUGGAGCAGGUAUUUGCACGAGGCUCAGAGUCAAUACCGAAAAGUUCGUGGUUUGACUUUGCCAUUGCAGCCGAGAUUGCCAAGUCUUUUAACGACCAGUCGCGAGAUGCUUUCGAAUUGAGAAACAAAUUGACCCAGAUUAAAUGCUAUGCAACGGCUUUCUCGUGCAGCGUGUUGACGAACCAGGCUACCUCUUCGGAACUACUCGAGGCGGAACCUUAUAUAUUCAGCUUUUUAGUCGAUGCAGUACUGCCCGAAAAUAAAGCAAUUGUCCCUGAAGGGGUGUUUGCUGCAGCCAUGAAGACGCUCGAUUGCAUCUCGAUGAAAAAGGCCUGGGGAGGCGACAUCAUUCGAUGCAUGGGCGGCAAUGUCAGCCACGGCGUGCUAUUCCAGUGUUUGCGCCAGAUCAGGGAGCUCGUCACCACUGACCAAGCAAGCUAUAACGAGGACGCUCACAUGCCCUUUUUCAGUAUGCUCAGCAAUAUGAUCAAAACCAAAAACUUGCUUCCUUGGCUUUCUUCCGGUGGUCUCCUCGCAGAACUCACUCAGUUUUUGGGGAUAGACUCGAGGUACAAAUGGACAUGUUCAGCUGUAGCCCACUUGCUUGCCUUGUACUUGUCCUAUUCCCCUGAAUCGUUGGACUCGUUUAUUUCAAACAAUGGGUUCCCGUUACUUAUUGAGUCGAUAAGGAGGGAAGUUGCCUUACACAUUAGCCGGCCACAAUACGACAUGGCAAGACUUGGCGAAUGUCCUCAAUAUUCCACUAUCCCGAUAAGACACGUUAAUUAUUUGAAAAACUUGAUGAAGUUGGUGGCGGACUUGUUAAACUCAGACCACGGCGACAGGCUCAGAAAUCUUUUCGACUCUCCCAUUUUGGACAGCUUCAACAAAAUCGUGACCCAUCCACUGAUGUUUGGCCCGCAAAUCUUGGCAUCCACAAUCGACUCUGUCUUUUACAUCAUCCACAACGAACCUACUGCAUUUUCCAUUUUAAAUGAAGCGCUGGUGAUUGACACCAUCUUGGACAACUACGAAUCAUUGUUUCUUCCCUCGAGCCAGCUCAUAAUGUCCCUAGCCGAGGUUCUUGGAGCUAUUUCUUUGAACAAUGCCGGCUUGAAAAAGGUGAUUGACAAGCAAAGCAUUCCCAUUUUUUACAAAUCUUUUUAUAACCUCAAAAUAGCCAAAGUGCUAGUGGAAUCGGAUGACGCAACGAACCUUGGAUGUUCCUUUGACGAGUUGGGUAGACACUAUUCCUCGCUCAAACCAAUCAUUUUGCAACAGACAAUUGAGUUGGUGGAGAAAAUGCCAGCUUAUGUUGAUUGUUUGAUACAGGGAGUCCAGCUCUACACUUCCCCUGAAGGAUCGUUGUAUACUGGAAAGGAUGAUCCGACGCCCAUCGAGCAGCUGGAGCAGCAGCCUGAUGCGAAACCGAUUGAAAGCCGGACAAACGUGGAGUAUACUUUUAUGCUAGAUGCCUUGUACUUCUUCCUUGGUGGGUUAUUUCAAGACAGCGGACAAUGGGGGCCUGAUGCGAUGCAAAAGAUUGAGUUUAAAUCCUGGAUCAAAGCGCUUGCUUCAAAGAAUGCUCCUUUUGACUAUUUUCUUUCUAAUGGAUUCUCCUCGUUAUUGGGCAUUUUAAAGUAUUUUGAUGAGGAUGAUCCAGAAUAUGGCUUACCGGUGAUUAUAGAAGAGCUAGUAGCAUCUUUGCUGGGAGAGCUUGUCCUGAAAUACAUCAAUUUCCAAGGCGAGGCUUCUUUUUUCACCCAAAUUGAUGCACAACAGGCGACGGUAUUGUUGCAAGAGUUGAGCAAGAUUAACGUACUCUUGUUUGCGUUGACCGAAAUAUAUAUCAAUUUGGGACUUGUCAAUGAUAGAAUACGUCAGAUUCUCGAGUAUUAUGGGCAAAAUGAAAAGUUGGCGGAGAUGUUGUGCAAAUUUCUCCUGCGCAGCAUUGUUGAAGAGACUGUGAUAAGAAUGAACACUCCGGAUAAAGUGUUGACUUUGACGUCGACUUUCCCAAAUGACAGUCCCCCAUUGCAGGUCCAUGUUGCCGAGCCUUCUAAAAAGGAAAAAGAUUUUCCUCCCGCUGGAACAUCUGCUAAAUUCAAGAAUACGCUUCAACUCAGAAUGUUGAACUACUAUUACCAGAGCUGCAUCCCUUUAAUUUUGGCUGCCACGGUUCGAGCUUGCAUACCAAGGAGACACGAUCACCAAAUAGCCCAACUGAGACGGGCUGGCAUCGAGAUUUUGCUCUGGGUGGCACAGGGCAUCAAUGCUGCAUUUGGUCAAAAGUUCCACAACCAGUAUAUUCAGCAAUCGUACUUGCUAGGCAUGUCCAACGUUGUUCUGUACAUAUUGAGUCAAAAGGAAAGAGGCAAGGAUAUCGUGUAUUUGCCCUUUGCCAUUGCGUUGUUACAAUUUGGGUUUUACAAGAAAGUCAAUGAAGCAGCGGUUAGUCUAUGGGAUGCCCUUUUAACGAUGGACCCGCACGAUGUCGAGACGACGUCAAAUUUGAAAUAUAUUAGUGCCGCCCCCAGCAGUAUAGUGCGGAAUGCCUUGAACCAGAUGUUUAUAAUUUACGCACGGGUGGUUAAUUCCGAUACUUUGGCGUCGAUUUCCCACAUCCGAAGCUAUUUCCAUUCGGGCUAUAGUUCGAAUGUUGAAUCCGAGUUGUUAUCUUCGUUUCUUAUACAAGUUCGUGGCGAUGCUUUGGACUUGUUGGUGAAAUUGAUUCUGCCGCACUCAAAGAUAUUUGCCUCCGGUAAAGAGAGCGCCUCCAUAUCUGUCAAGAAUAUACCCACGCUGCUAGUAGACCAGCUCAUAAAAAUUGCGGGUGAGAUUUUCUCAGGCAAAAAGGAAAUCGAAAACACCGACUUUGUGCCGUUUGACCCAAAGCUCACUUGUCCGCCAGAGGAUCAGAUGGCGUACUUGAUAUCUCUCGGGAUGUCCGAAUCUCAAGCCGACCAUUACUUUGACCACCACAAAAACGUUAGUGAGCUCGGUAAAGGAAUCCCAAUGAGCUGUCCCAUCUUCCUGGAUAUAAAGGCGGCUGAUUGGAAGAAUUUCGCUGAUGAGCUCAAGUCUGAUGACGUCGACUUUAGUGUCAACCUACCACGAUUUAAGAAAGCGGCAGAAAUUGUAUCGGCGAGAAAGGAAGUUUGGUCGAUAGGAAUGUGGGUCGACAUUGCUGAAAAGUUCCCUGCUGCCACAGCUGCUGUGGCCGACUUGUUUGCCACUGUGCGGGAAAGUCAAGUGUUUGAAUAUUUGGCAGAUCGGAUUCAACCAGACCUUGCAAAGUCGAAAUUGUCGUUGUACCUUCAUUUAGUGUCGUUAAUUUUCCGGGACGGAAUAAUAGACCACGCAUUUUCUGAAAAACUCGACAAGCUUUUCGGGCCCGGUUCCAUCACUGAUGAAUCCGUCAACGAGGCCUAUUUCCCGUACCUAGUGUCGAUUUUUGAGCAAAAAGUGGUGUUUGAAGGUGUGCAUCUGGCGGAUUCACUUCUGAAAGGAGGAACAGGAGAAGACACUACAAAAAUAGUCACAGAUAUGGAGCACGUCAAGAUUGGCGUUUUCGACCAGAUUCAACGUCUCACUGAUGUGCUGAAUGGCAAAUCUGCCAACAGCUUAGCCCGGGUGCUUGCGUUGUACACCAAACACCCAGAUUACGCUCGUCGAGUCUCUGAAUUGCCCAUAUUGAGCUCGUUGAUGAAAUUCAUUGGGGAUGAAUCGGGGGACAAGCUGGCUAUAGAGUCCAUGAGGACCAGUAUGGCUUUGAUAUUCAGAGGUAGCUUUGAAACGCGAGAGGUUAUCACGCGUUACAUGAGCCAUGAAAUUGAGGUGUCUUUGGGCAGCAGGGGCUUUAAGCAAUCAAAGAACUUGCGCGCAAUGUUGAAGGACAAUUUACUGCUUGUGUUUAGAGAGCCCGAGAUUCUAACUAAUGUGGUAGCCAACCAGACAAUUAUUGAGAAUUAUGAUGGAAUUCGCCCACUUCAAGGAGAGAUCAAGAUCACUAAAGCGAAAGCACCAUCAACCGAUCCACCAGCGGACAUUGAAAUGACUGAUCUGGCCGCUACAAAUGCAAGUUCAAAUCCAAAUCCAAAUUCUGCAAAUCCAAACGCAAAUCCAAACACGGCAACUCACUCUGGCGCUAUAAUAAACUUGCUCAUGCUGGAGUUGAUGGAGGUUUCGAAAAAAGACUGGGUCUCCGAUCCGGAGAAUGCAGAAACUAAAGAAGAAGAAGAAGAGAAAAAACCAGAGGUUGACUUUUUUGCCAAUAGAAACUUCACGCACGUUUGCUUUCUUCUUCAAACCAUUGCCGAAUUGUUGGGAUCGUACAAGCAGGCCAAGUUUGAUUUUUUGACAUUUUCCAGAAAGAACCAUGGAGAGAUCAAACUCCGGACGACUUCGUUGAAUUUCUUUUUGCAUCAAUUGAUACCAACCCAUCCCUUUGAAUCUUCUGGAUCAGAGUCUGAGCGCCGUAGAGCAGUCUCGUCGCUUGCAAAGAUUGCACUAAUGAGCUUGGUUUCAUCUCCGAUCCUUGAUGUUGGCAAAGAACCCAACCCAAGGAAAGAAGAUCCCGAUCUUGCUUUGAUCCGAAGAUUUGCUGCCGAUUUGUUGAUAAAAGUGAUGAGGGACACGUCUGCUUUAAACAGUUUGGCCAAGAUUAGAUAUGGGAAGUUGUUUGAUUUGUUUGAUUUGACUGGGCUGUUGAUUUCCUCCAAAUACAGAGAGUCCCUUGGCCCGCUACUAGACAAGGAGUCCACCAAACAGGAUACUUUUUACUUGACCAAGGUGUACACUGAAAAAGAAGUACCCAAUGUUUUGACCUCGUUGGUGUCUGAGUUUGACUUGAACUAUCCUGAGAUUGAAAAAGUGGUCAAAGCUGCAUUAAAGUCGAUCACUAGCAUGGGGAAGAAUAAAGUUGAUUUCGAGCAACUAUUCACUGAGGAAGGGCAGGCUGACGCGGACGAAGAUGACAUUGUCCCCGACGAUGAGAAUGAGGAGAGGGACGAGACGCCCGAUUUGUUCCGCAAUUCCACGUUGGGUAUGUACGAUUUGGAAGUGGAUAGUGAAGACGACUUUUACGAUGAAGAAGGUGCGUUGGAAGUGGUUAUGUCGGAUGAAGAAAUCGAUAGCGAAGAUGCUUCGGACUUGUCGGCCAUUGACUCUGGGGAUGAAGAUGAGGACGACGACGGAGAAGACGAGGAAGACGAUGACGGCGAGGGCGGUGACAUUGAAAUGCACGAUCAUGUACAUGUACAUCGACAUGGACACGGACACGGACAUGGACAUCACCAUGACCAUGACAACGAAAGUUAUAGUGAAGGGUCCGAAGGAAGCCUCGACGAUAUCGAGAUCAUUGAUGAAUUGGACCUUGACUCCGCGAGCGAUCAUGAAGAGUUUUAUUCGGAUGGAGAUGAUGACGUCGUCGCAGAUAUCGCAGUUGAUGAUGACGAUGAUGGUGGCGAUGGUGAUGGUGAUGAUCCCGAUGGUUACCUGGAGGAAGAAGAUUCGAGCGACUAUGAUGAAGACGAGUUGGAUGGCUGGAUUGAGCAAUUAGAGGGAGACGAGCCUUUGAACAACGAUGAGGGCCCUGAGCACCGACCAACUUCAUCUCAUUUGCGUAGAUCGGGGGCAGGGGAGCAUUCUGAUGAUGAAGAAGAUUCAGAGGGAGAUUUCUCCGAUAUGGAGUCUCGCCUGGGCUUUGAGUUGCGGAUGGUGACGCCCGAUAAUGGAUUGCGCAGAAUAUUCAAUCAAGCUGCAUUCACGAACUUGGAUCGACAUGCAAACUCUGCAUUGUCGAUGCUUGUCGAUGGGUUGUUCCGAGAGAGAAACUUUAGAGGCUCCAUCGAGAUUCAAAAUGAAGAUGGCCGCAAUGCACCUACGAGCUUGGGCAGACUCUUUGAGAAUAUGAUGCACAUUGGACACGCUUCUGGAAAGCAAUCGGACCACAGUCAUUCUUUCCAUGUCAAAUCGACGAUAGAACGGUGGGCGGAUGCGCUCGCGAUGUUCAACCCACCAGAAAAAGACCUCAUGGUUGAAAAACUAGUGCCUGCAAUCGUUAGCAGGGUCGAGGACAAGAGCGUUGAAGCGUACAAUGCAAAGCGCGAGGAGAUUGAAAAGAUUAGGAAGGAGCGAGAGGAAAAGAGAAUGAAGGAAAUGGAAGAAGAGCGGAAACGACUUGAGGAGGAAGCCAAGCAGCGCGAAGAGAAUGCAGCUAAUGCUCCUUCCAGGGAACCCGUUUUUGUCAGGAUCGGCGAUCGUGAUGUUGAUAUCAGUGGUACCGACAUUGACCGGGAUUACAUUGAAGCAUUGCCAGAGGACAUGCGGGAAGAGGUGCUUGCGCUGUACGUUCGAGAGAGAAGAGCCAACGCGUCAACAAGCACAUCUGACUCUAGGGAGAUUGAUCCCGAUUUCUUGAAUGCGUUGCCUGGGAACAUACGAGAUGAAAUUCUUCAACAGGAAUCUUUUGCCAGGAGGUAUGCGGCAUUGGAGGAAGCUCGAGAGGAUUUCGAGGAUGCGGUUGAUAACGCCGACGAAAGAGAAUCUUCGACGACGGGAGACCGUCAAUCGAGACGUCCCAGUAUGGUUGCUGAAAAGCAGCAGCCUCGUAAAAGUGGCAAGAUUUUCUUUACCCCUCUCGUGGACAAGCAAGGUAUUGCCAGCAUUGUGAGACUUUUGUUUUCGACUUUAUCGAUCCCGCAACGUGAGCAGAUUUACCAGGCAUUGCAUUAUAUGUGCCACAGUAAGGAAAGUCGCGUGGAGAUUAUCGAUUUGAUUCUCAGCGUGUUGCAUGACGGUUUCACCACUUCGCGCCUGUUGCAGAGAGUUUACUCGCAAGUUCACAGCAGAGCAGGCGGGAAGGAUGUCAAGGUGAAAACUCCCGUUAACACCACGCCGAUCUCUGUUGGCAUUCAGCUUAUCGAGGCUGUUGACUAUUUGCUUGAACGAAGUGGCCAUUUGAGGUACUUUUUAGUGGCAGAGCAUGAAAACCAGUUUUUGGUGAAGAAGGGAGCAAAGAAGCCGCCAAAGGAGCACCGUUUCCAAAUCAAUUACCUCUUGAAAUUGUUGGAAAACAAGUUGCUUGCCGAGGAUCAAACGUUUUCAGACAUUUUGGCCAGAGUAUUGCAAGUGUCAACACGUCCGUUGGCUGGGUUUAAAAACCUUUCGGGAGGCCUGGCGCCGCCAUUUCCGGCUCCUUACGUUCCCGAUGAAAAUUUCCGUCUUAUUGUAAAGAUCUUGACGGCAAACGAUUGUUCCAACACGACAUUCCGCAGAACAAUCAGCACCAUGCAGAAUUUUUCAGUCUUGGAGAAUGCCCAAAAGUUGUUUACCAUCGAGUUGUCUGAGCAGGCUGCCGACUACGGCCGCAAGAUUAUUGCUGAUUUGAACAAGUUGACGAAUGAACUCGUCAGUGAUGGGAAAUCGAGCGCAAAAUCUUUUUCAAGUUUCAGUGCGCACUCAUCGGAUCAAGCCAAGCUUUUGAGAGUGUUGACCGCGUUGGACUACAUGUAUGAAAACAAGGAAAAAGAACAGGUUAGCGAUGGUGAGAUUGAGGAGUUGACAAAUUUGUACAGGAAGUUAUCAUUGGGAACUCUAUGGGAUGCACUUAGUGACUGCUUGCGAAUCUUGGAGAAGAAACCUGAGCUAACAAAUAUCGCAAAUGCUUUGUUGCCAUUGAUUGAAUCGCUCAUGGUUGUUUGCAAGCACGGCAAGGUCAGUGACCAAGUGAGGGACACGUCUAAAUACGAGGUGAAGAAAGUUGAUUUCACCAAGGAGCCGAUCGAGUCGUUGUUUUUCUCGUUCACCGAUGAGCACAAGAAGAUUUUGAAUCAAAUGGUGAGGGGCAAUCCUAAUUUGAUGAGUGGGCCAUUUGGAAUGUUGGUCAAGAAUCCGCGCGUUUUGGAGUUUGAUAACAAAAAGAGUUAUUUCGAUAGGAAAUUGCACACGGAUAAAAAGGAGCGCACAAAGAUGUCGAUUGAUGUGCGCCGUGACCAAGUGUUUUUGGACUCUUACCGGUCGCUUUUCUUUAAAUCCAAGGAUGAGUUUAAGAAUUCCAAGUUGGAGAUUACCUUUAAGGGAGAAUUGGGGAUUGACGCCGGCGGUGUCACUAGAGAGUGGUACCAGGUAUUGAGUCGGCAAAUGUUCAACCCGGACUAUGCAUUGUUUACCCCUGUGGUUUCCGACGAGUCCACAUUCCAUCCAAACAGAACAUCUUAUAUUAACCCUGAGCAUUUGUCAUUCUUCAAGUUUAUUGGUCGCAUCAUUGGUAAAGCGAUAUUUGAUAACUGUUACUUGGACUGCCACUUUUCUCGAGCCGUUUACAAGAGAAUCUUGGGCCAGCCGCAGUCUUUGAAAGAUAUGGAAACGUUGGAUCUCGAGUAUUACAAAUCGUUGCUUUGGAUGUUGGAGAAUGACAUCACCGAUGUCAUUACUGAAACGUUUAGUGUUGAGACGGAUGAUUAUGGAGAGCACAAGAUCAUUGACUUGAUUGAGAAUGGAAAGGACAUCCCCGUGACUGAGGAGAACAAGCAAGAUUACGUGAAGAAAGUUGUUGAGUACAAAUUGCAGACAUCGGUUGAGGAGCAAAUGGAGAACUUCCUCAUUGGGUUCCAUGAGAUUAUUCCUAAAAACUUGGUUGCCAUCUUUGAUGAAAAGGAAUUGGAGUUGUUGAUUUCGGGGUUGCCCGACAUUGACGUCAACGACUGGCAAACGCACACGCGCUACAACAACUACUCGCCCUCUUCGGAGCAGAUCCAAUGGUUCUGGCGUGCGGUCAAAUCCUUUGACAAGGAAGAAAAAGCGCGACUCAUUCAGUUCGCCACGGGGACUUCGAAGAUCCCACUUGCUGGAUGGAAGGAGGUGAAGUUUAACAUUCACCGAGACUAUGGCUCCACCGAUAGGUUGCCUUCGUCGCACACGUGUUUCAAUCAAAUUGAUUUGCCCACGUACACAGACUACGAGACUUUGAGGGGCUCUUUGUUGAUGGCAAUCACUGAAGGCCAUGAGGGUUUCGGUCUAGCAUGA